CCAUUUUUUUAUUACAUGGAUUUACGGGUUUCCGGAUCCUAAUCCGGGUUCCAUCUAUAUCCCAAUUACCGCCAUAGCUCAAUCUGAACAACAAGCUUUCUUACAACCUCCGUGUUUUACACCUCUCCAAUUUGUCCCCAAUUCCACUAUUGCUCUCUCAAUUCCAUUUCAAUCCCAUUCAUCAAUGCUUCAAUUCCAGGAAUAAGUGUUUUUAUCUUAAUGUGUGGAAUGUGCUUUUGUUUGCUUUGAAAAAGGGAAGGUAGUAGGAUUUGAGAUAAUGAUUGUAAAGGAGCAUCCGGUUGGUACUGAACUGGUAAUGAGUAAUACAAUUGGGGAGGAUGAAAUAGAUUUUUCUUGUGAUCCAUACAUAGGGUUAGAGUUUUUUAAUGCUGAUGAUGCACUUAAGUUCUAUAUAUCGUAUGGUAAUCGAAUGGGAUUUAAAGUUCGGAUUGGUCAACUUUAUCGAUCGAGAACUAAUGGGUCGGUUUCUUCUAGAAGAUUUGUGUGUUCGAAGGAAGGACAUCAGCUCAGCUCAAGAACUGGUUGUCCGGCGUUCAUAAGGGUGCAGUUAAAUGAUUCUGGAAAGUGGGUUGUUGAUCAUUUUCAUAAGGAUCAUAACCACAAUCUUGAAAAUGAAAGUGAAAGUUUCGCUCCAACAUUGCAGCCGAAGGCUUCUGCAGCUAUUGAGUCUUCUACUGAAGUCACUCGCAAGCCGAGGAAGAAAAUGCUUGAAGUAGGGAAUGGUGAACCUAUUUCUCCCUUUGGCGUUAUUAAUUUCAAGCGUAUGAGAAAAGAAGAACUUGAAGUACAAGCCAGGAUCGAACCAUAUGUUGGUCAAGAGUUCAGUACCCCUAAUGAAGCCUACCAAUUUUAUCAUGCUCAUGCAGCAUAUAUGGGUUUUGGAAUUCGAGUCGGUCAAUUGUUUCGUUCUAAAAAUGACGGAUCAAUUACAUCACGACGCUUUGUGUGCUCAAAAGAAGGGUUCCAGCACCCUUCCAGAGUUGGCUGUAAGGCUUAUUUGAGGAUUAAGAAUCAACCAUCAGGAAAGUGGGUAGUCGACCGUCUUGAAAACGAUCAUAAUCAUGAUCUGGGCCUUGAAAAGGAACGUAAGACAAAAAGUCUUCCUGCUUCCAACAUUUUGACCGAGGAGGUAAACACUGAAUUGGUGAAUGGCGACAUAUUUAGGAUAGAUAACUACCCUGUCCUAAGAGGGGCUAGACAAAAUCACAUUAGAAGUGAUUGGUACAACAUGCUUUUAGAGUAUUUUCAGUCAAGGCAAGCAGAAGAUACAGGAUUCUUUUAUGCCAUGGAAGUUGAUAAUGGUAAUUGCAUGAGCAUAUUUUGGGCUGACGGAAGAUCUAGAUACUCAUGUAGUCAGUUUGGCGAUGUCCUCGUUGUAGAUACAUCAUAUAGAAAGAGUGUUUAUAUGGUACCAUUUGCUACUUUUGUUGGAGUUAACCACCACAAGCAGCCCGUGCUUCUUGGAUGUGCUCUAAUUGCUGAUGAAUCUGAAGAGUCUUUCACUUGGUUGUUUCAGACAUGGGUAAGAGCAAUGUCUGGCCGGCAGCCUCUGUCAGUAAUAGCUGAUCAAGAUGUUUCAAUCCAGAGGGCCAUAGCAAAAGUCUUUCCAGUAACCAAUCAUCGCUUUUCGUUGUGGCAAAUUAAUGCAAAGGAACAAGAGCUCGCCGGUCUGAUGGGUAAUGGGUUCACUAAAGAUUAUGAAAAGUGCGUUUACCAGAGCCAGACAGUCGAUGAAUUUGACGCCUCGUGGAAUGCUUUACUCGUCAAAUAUGGAUUGAAGGACAAUGCUUGGCUAAAAGAAAUGUAUGAGAAGCGUGCAUCCUGGGUUCCGUUCUAUUUAAAGGGCACAUUUUCUGCUGGAAUUCCUAUGAAAGAAAGCAUGGAAUCAUUCUUUGGUGGAAGUUUAAAUGGCCAAACACCUCUCAUAGAGUUCAUUCCGCGUUAUGAAAGAGGUCUCGAGCGACGUCGUGAAGAAGAAAGGAAAGAGGAUUUUAAUACUUCCAAUUUUCAAACUUUUUUGCAAACGAAAGAGCCAGUAGAAGAACAGUGUAGAAGGCUUUACACUCUUGCAGUAUUCAAAGUAUUUCAGAAAGAGCUUUUGCAGUGCUUUAGUUAUCUUGGGUUUGCAAUCUACGAACGAGGGUCCCUCAGCAGAUAUUUGGUGCGUAAGUGUGGAAAUGAUGAUAUGGUGAAGCAUGUAGUUACAUUCAAUGCAUCCAAUCUUGACAUUAGUUGUAGCUGUCAGAUGUUUGAAUAUGAAGGCGUUCUUUGUAGACACGUGUUGAGGGUUUUUCAAAUAUUGGAAGUAAGAGAAGUUCCUUCUCGCUACAUCUUACACCGAUGGACGAGAAAUGCCGAGGAUGGUGUUUUUCCCGACAUAGGAUCAUGGAGUAGCUCUCAGGAGCUAAAAAGUUUGAUGCUAUGGAGUCUAAGAGAAACAGCAUCUAAAUACAUAGAUGCUGGUGCAUCAUCAAUUGAAAAGUAUAAACUUGCGUAUGAGAUUUUACGAGAGGGCGGGAGAAAACUUUGUCGGCACAGGUGAAUGUCUUCAAGUUCUACGAAGUUGUACAUUAUUGCAAGUUUAAUUUUUAGCUUCAGUUGUUAAUUUAUGGUGGCAUUUUUGCUCUUGUAAUCUGAUACCAUCUUUUAUCCACCUUUGUAGUUCCACACUUUCGUUUUAAGUUUCAGAUUAUCCUCUACAGCUGCUGCACCAUACAGAAGCUGUAGGAUAUCCAAUUUUGUUCAGAUUGCUUGUAUUGACCACUCCAUCAUUGCCAUCAUAGUUAACAUCUUAGGUGUGACAUUGGUUUCACUUUGAUUAUGUUGCACAUGUCAAUUCUGUUGCUUGUGUUUAUCAUCAUUUUAGAAAAGCAGAAUGGUUUUCCUCCCAA
Messenger RNA from Medicago truncatula (barrel medic), 2912 nucleotides. Its product is annotated as protein FAR1-RELATED SEQUENCE 12. The transcript is spliced from 2 exons. NCBI's taxonomy places the organism in Eukaryota, Viridiplantae, Streptophyta, Magnoliopsida, Fabales, Fabaceae. The coding region runs from base 278 to 2563 and encodes 761 amino acids. Gene Ontology annotation, molecular function: zinc ion binding. The record is from RefSeq and is a predicted model, not a curated record. Gene Ontology annotation, biological process: regulation of DNA-templated transcription.